AUGACUCCACCCCCACCGCAGCAACAACAACAUUUCGUGUUCGACAGCUCGAGUGAUCCGUCUGGGUUCUCGAUGAACAGUCAAUCUGUGAGUCACUAUUGGCGUGUACGAGGUAUCAAUGAAACUGCGAUUCAUGUGGUCCCGUCUGUUUGUGUGUGGAUCACAUCACCAGCAACCGAUGCCAUCACCACAGCCGAAAAAUUAAAAGAAGAGUUGUUAGUCAACUGGAACGAUGCAAUCGAUCGUCUUCUACAAGUAGUGUGCAAUUUUAUGCGACAAUUUCUCAACCGGAUCAUUGACAACGAUGGUGUAAACGUGACAGAUCAAGCAGCAUUAGAACGGUUACUCACGCUAUUGGACGAGUCGUAUCCGCGUUAUCCGACCGGGGUUUAUAACACGGAAAUCGCCACCCUACUGGACACCGUCCGAGAUUUGUGUGGUCGAAGGACUACAGCGUGGGAUAUCGGUCUACGUGCGGAAGCGAAGUUGAAGGAUACAAAUUCUGCCAGUGCUUCUGUGGCUGUAACCCAGAUGGAAUCUGGAAAAAUGCAUAUGCACAAAUCACGAAAAUUUGAGACUCGGUUCAGCACAACUAUGGAAUGGCACGAAACACAGCAACGAAUAGUUCAAGAAGCGCACCGAUUGAUGUAUUCGAUCGAGACUAUACACGAGGUUUCACGGCUAGAUUUACAAAGAGUGCAGCAGAUAGUGAUCGAACUGCGGAGAUUGAAUCGAACACACUGGGAGCAACAAACCAGUGGAUCGUCUGUGACUGAAACGGACCAACUGUACGAGACCAGCCCUUCGGUCACCAUGGAAUCGACAACGAAUGAAGAUCAGGAACAGAGUAGCACAUCUUCUAUGACAAUUGAAUCGCGUUAUCUGCGUGAAUUUUAUGAUCGGAAAUACACCCUGACCGAGAUUGAAGAGAGGCGAUUGGAAAUUCUUCGACAACGGAAACGAUUGAAUCAGAUAAAUAUCGAAAGAACAAUAGAUCUUGGGGCAUUGUUAGCUCGGCCAAGGGAAGUAUUAGAACGAUAUACCACAACCACAAAUAUUCAAAUGCGACCAAGCACAGAUCGAUACAAUGUGGUCUACGUGGAGGUCACACCACAGCCUAGUGAUACCGAUAAAGUGCCGGAGGUCCGUACAGAUGCGGGGACACAAACAGAUCUAACUGAGCCCAAAUCGGAAAGUGCGGAAAAAUCGGUUCAGAGUGCCGACUGGCUGAAUGAAACCGCCCCGAUCGAGAUCACCGAUAGUACUGUGAUAGUGACCAAAUCGAAAUCCGAAUAUCUGAACGAAACUGUUCAAGUCGACUUGGACCAGUACAUAGCUAGACGGGAACCGACAAUCCAGGUCGACUCUGCUUUCUACUCACAAAGCAUGCCAAAAUUGGAAGAAAAAACAGUUGGUUAUAGACCGAAAACCCAAUUGGUCGAUAGAAAUGAUCAAUGGGUACAAACAGCAGCAUGGCAGCUAGAAACACAGAUACACAAACAACAACAACAACAUCAACAAUUAUAUGAACAAGCGGAAUGUGUGCGGCGCAAUACAUAUAUGAAUCGCGGUACCGAAAUCAAGCCACAACAUAGUAAACCACUGACGGUAGAUGAGUUAAUGGACUACACGGUACACGUUGAAUUCGUACCAACUGGAACCGUGAGACACGAGUUGCGAACAACAGCGAGAGAUGCAACAACACAAUUCGAGCGCGAAAAAACGUACAGAAACAACGGUUCCGAACAUGUAUGGGUUGGAAUGGAGAAACCCGGAGAAGAUAUAAUCAUCACGUCACUAGGUUACAGGCCAACAGCACCGCAGAAAGAAAAGACAGAAAAGAAAAGUGUAUCGAUUCAGACAAGUCGAACAAGAUAUAUGGAUUCGAAAACAAACGUGACGCAAACCACACGCCCAUUCAAACCAGAAAUGGCAAUACCAAGCGACGGACACUACCAGGAGAACCAGAUAACUCAGAUGACACAAACACAGGAACUGAUGAUCACACAGGACGACAUAGUAUACAGAAAAAAACCGGAACGCAAAACAGACCAAAACGUACAAACAGCUGAAUACCGGAAAUAUAUAAACAGCUCGGCACAAAACGAAUUUCAACCACAACAGCAAAAAAAAGAGUUGGUGGAAAAAAUAGCACAUUAUGAAAAACAAACGCAACCAGCAACCAAAGAAUUGACAACUAAAAACAAAAAAGAUAUCUCGACAGAAACUCCACAG
Molecule: messenger RNA, 2235 nt
Organism: Echinostoma caproni
Lineage: Eukaryota; Metazoa; Platyhelminthes; Trematoda; Plagiorchiida; Echinostomatidae
Source: the annotation of a GenBank genome assembly